This is a messenger RNA of Perkinsus marinus ATCC 50983, 183 nucleotides long. RefSeq lists its product as hypothetical. The annotation marks the transcript as partial. The transcript has a single exon. The record is from RefSeq and is a predicted model, not a curated record. Lineage: Eukaryota; Perkinsozoa; Perkinsida; Perkinsidae.
GUGGGCCUUUGGAUUGCCAAAGCAUCGGCUUUACCGUCGUCCCCUACCACUCUAAUAGAGUCCAUCAAUGAGCUCAAUGUCCCAGUAUGGGUUGCCGGCACCACCACUUGGAGGCACCUCGCUAAGCGUGGCCUCUGGUGCACUGGUAUGGCCAUCAUCAUCAUCAUGACAAUCCUUAUGUAG